Heterotrigona itama is the source of this 3787-nucleotide messenger RNA. Lineage: Eukaryota; Metazoa; Arthropoda; Insecta; Hymenoptera; Apidae. The record is from the annotation of a GenBank genome assembly.
CGUGGGGAUUCCAAGCAGUUGGCGCCAGGGUGACAUCAGUUUAAUGGCAGUGCGUUCAAAAUACAACAAACAUGUACGGGAUGUCGCGAAACUACGAGAGACAGUGGAUCCAGUGACACUGUGGUAUUCGUAGUAAUUGUUGUAAAAUGAAACGGCAUGUUCCAUCUGAUGCAAUUCCUUAGCGGGCUCCUUUUGCUUCUUCUCUCGAUACCGCUGAGCAAUGGUGUUGAAUACACGUAUGAAAUCGACUGCAAUAACCUACGAAUGGGACAAUACAUCUGUCCUCAUCCCGAUUAUGAUUUCAUAGAUCCGAAAACGCAACAGCCCAAAGGUUGCACAAAGGAAAAUAAAGCCAAAGAAAUGGAUAUUCCUUCGAGACAUCAUUGUUACUCUCUAUAUUUCUUGGAAUGUUCGGAGCAGAUAGAUUUUAUCUAGGAUAUCCAGCAUUGGGCUUGCUUAAGCUGAGUACUUUGGGGUUUCUCUUUCUCGGUCAAUUUGCUGAUGUAAUACUUAUUGCAACACAAAUCGUAGGACCUGCGGAUGGUUCGCAUUAUGUGAUGCCAUAUUACGGUGCAGGAAUUCAUAUUGUGACGAGUAAUAACUUUACAUACAGAGUGCCGCAAUACGAUUGAGGGUGAUGAUACAGAUAACACAAAUUAUGGAGUACGCAGGUAUUCCAGAAACUUGAAAUCGAGGUAUCCACCAUGCAGGACCAACCAAUAUUUUGACGAAGACAAAGGCCAUUGUAUGAGCGUGAUCGGAGGUGGAAGAGCUCUUUACAUAAAUAAUACAAAAUCCUGCGAGUCGAAUACAUUGAUACCACAUUGCACAAAUCCGAGAUACUACUACAUUUGUAAAAAAGAUAAAAUCAUAUUAGCCGAAUGUUCUCAAAAGAGACACUUCGAUACUCAUCUACAAAAAUGCGUCCUAGUUCCUCGUGGAAAAUACAUUUCUGCUAUCAAUAGAGAAAAUUCGGAUAUUUUUGAUUCCGCUCAACACCUCGAAUGUCGAAGAUUAGGCUCAUUUCCAGUUCCAAAUAAUUGUGGCUUAUUUUACACUUGCUCGGUUUCCGGUCAUCGAAUGCAUCAAAAUUUCUAUACUUGUCCAAAAGAGAUGGCUUACGAUAGAGAAACUGAAUUGUGUAAGCCCUCGCGUACUUGUCAACAGCGAAAACCAUUAUCCUCGUGCGAGGAUCGUCUACUCCCGCAGUUUUCAAGAUCCUCUGGAAAAAAGAGAUCAAGACAUUGUGAAACGAUAUUUACGGACGAAGAAGGAACUACUAUUCCGUCGUCACAUGAUGAUAAAAUUUUGUCGACUACUCCUCGUGCCGUACCAUCCAUAUCUGCAUUCACGGGAUCAAGUAACAACAGCGAUAUUAUGACGACGACGGAACGUGCUCCGGAAGAGUCACGUUCUACAAACACAGAUCUUGCGAUACGUACAACUGCGACAAUCGCAGAAGAGACCACGACUGGAUUUAAUUCGCCUACAGAGAUAAAUGAUAAUGGCGAAUUAUCUACAACCUUAGGGCCAUCCGAAGAUCAUACUGAAACUAUAACGGAUUCUAACGAGCAAAGUAACGUUGCAUCAACAAUUUUAAAUGAUUCAACAACUCCUGAACCAUCCGCUGAGAUUCUUAGUUCUGAAGAAAUUAGCCAAGAAACUACUAAACCCGAAAGCAUCGAUACAACUGAAACCUCUAGCAAUACAGAAUCGGAAGGACAAAUUACAGAAACAAGUUCAUCUACAAUGGGAACUACUGAGGAACCAAAUGUGGAAGAUCAAACUUCAUCAAGAAGCGUAGAAGAUGCUUCUUCUACGACUUCUAGUAAUGCAGAAUCAAGCGAACAACCAAUAAUUCCAAUGGAACCAUCUUUAGAAAUUCCCACCGAUGAAUUUGAUUUUAAUACAAUGGGAGAAUCGACUACUGAAAUCAACACUGCAUCAACAAUUUUACCCGAUUUAACAACAUCUAGUUCAAGUGUGGGAAAUGAAUCGAUUACAGAAGUAAAUGAAUCGCCUGGAAAAUCUGAAGAAACUGAAGGAGAACUGGUUACAAUAAUAAUACCAACCGAAUCGUCCUCCGAAACUCCUGGAGAAUUUACUGUGGAAAGUCAAGAAUUUACUGAAGGACCAAUUACUGAAAUUGAAACUACCAAUAUUACUCCAAAUAUUUUAAUUGAUUUGCCGUUACAUAGUAACAAGGAGACACCUAAUACAGAAACAGACACAAAUGAACCAUUAGAAAUAACUACACCAAGAAAAAAUUCAGAACACGAUGGUAAGGAAAGUAAUGAACAAGUUCCCAAUGAAGAUGAAUCCACUGAAUCAUCAAAUAACAAUUGGUCUGGAAUGAUAACCACUGAGCCAACAAGCUGGAUCAGCACUGCCGAAAAACAACCUUUGUUACAGAAUGAUAAUACAACACCUGAAAUUAAUACUGAAGAAAUAAUAACCGAGAAGCCAAAUUCUACGCCUUCAGGGCGUGAUAUAUCAUCAACAGAUCUAACAUCCGUAGAAAGUGAUGCAUUUAGUUCAACAAUAAAUGAUAUUUCUGAAUCAACAAGUUUCCAAGAGCUGAUUCCUAAUUUUAACGCACAUAUAGAAAGUAGUACAAUUUGUUAAAGUGAGUAUUGCCCAUGAUUCUUACCUUGUAGCUUCAUCCAAAAUUAAAAUAGAGGGUCUUUUUAAUAAAGCCCUUGCAAUUGCAACACGCUGUUUUUGUCCACCAGAAAGUUGUGCCCCUCUUUCACCUACUUGCGUAUUAAAUAUACUUUUAAUUCUAACAGUAAUACUUACAUCUUCAUUCGUAGCAUCCGGUUUUCCAUAUCGUAUAUUCUCCAUAAUACUAGUAGCAAAUAAAAUAGAUAAUUUUCUCAAGCCUCUUCCAAGCAACGUGCCAAUAAGAAUUAUAGUUGGCAAAGACAAUACUGUAGCUGCAGUCAGUUGUGGUGAAAUCCCUAUUACAGAAACUAUACACCCAAUAAUUUGCGUUGUACUUCUUAAGCCUUGCGAUAUACAUAUUUUAAAGGUACUUUUAAAGUCUUGAAUAUCACUGGUUAAUCGACUUACUAUUUCACCACUACGAUUCUUAUCAAAGAAUGUGAUGUCUUGCAUUAUAAUCGAUUUAAAUAAAUCUUGUCUCAAAUUCAUUGCUAUUCUUUCUCCCACGUGUGAAAGCAUAUAAAUAUAUACAAAGGUAAAAAGUGCCUAAAAAUAGAACAUUUUUUAUUAUUCUCUAAAAGUUCUUUUGUUCAAAUUAUUUUUAUAAAUAAUAUUAUAAUAAAUAUAUUUUUUUUGUUGGAUUAACAAUUACAUACUUGUACAACAUACAUACGUGCCAAUGCAAAUGCAGGUUCUGUCAACUGCAAUAGCACAGUUUUUAAGCUAUCUUCACCUCUUGUUUGGCAAAUUUUUGUCAAUAUAUUGAUGACAUUUCCUACAUGCUGUGGUAUCCAAAUAUUUAAUACAGCAACAACCAUUGCACUCUAGAAAUUAUAAGUUCAUUAAAAAAAAGCAUAAAAUCUUCAUAUAUAUUGGAUACUUACUGAUAAUGCUAUCAAUAAUUGCCAAAGAUAUGGAUAUAAAUAUUCUAAGAAUUUUUUCCAUUUAAAAGUCAAUUCCUUAUUAUCUUUUCUAAUAUUUUCCGAGAGUUUAAGUGUUUUGCCUUCAACAGCACAAGUAUGACACUUUAUCAAGCAUGUUAUUAUUAUACUACCUAAACCACCUGAACCAAAUUUUAAAAUUGAUUUUAAUUUAUUAGUGUUAUUUUUUACAGAUUCGUUAA